AUGGACUUCUACUACAAGGUUGUCAAGACGCCAACUACCGCUCAUUCGACCUGUUCCAUCUUUGCCCUGGACAGCCCAGGUCCUCAGCCCAGAGUCCACUUCGGAUGCGAGCGCGAGCACCUCUACAAUCUCGACUUUGGCAGCCUAAAAACUACUAGUGGAUAUGUCGUCGGCAUGCGGUCAGAAUCGCAGCACCAGUUGGUGCUCGACAAGAAGUACAAGGGACACAAUGCAGACGAAUAUCCGAUAAGGGGCCCAGAGACCACAGGCACCCCUAACAUCCGCCUCUCAAACGGCCUGGAGUACAACGAGGGCAACACAUCCCCAGUCAAGGAAGAAGAAAGCGCCUACAAGAGCCCAUCGCCUCCUCCUACGCCUUACCCGGCCUUCAGGGCCUUAGAGCCAGAACUAUUCCCACCAAUUAAAGGCUCAUCAUGCGGCGGCUACGAGGUCUACAAGAAAUCACUUCCCUUCCGCCAACUCGGCUGGUCGUCCCAGGGUGAAAUAAUCAGUAGAGAGAUAUCUCUGCCCACUCGCCGGGUUCAAUUCUCUUCUUUCCCAUCUCCCAUGGUGCCUCCUGCUCGAGAGCUGCCACCGCACCGCAGGGCUGUUCGCGAACCACUGCUUCCCAUGCUUGUGUACCAUGAUAACGGCGAGGAAGAAAUCGUGUCACGGUACAAUUACCUCCCUUUUGGUCGACAGGCGAGAGAUCCAACCCCUAAUGCUCUGGAAGAUCUUGUUGCUGAAGCUCGUGCAAAUGGUUUCACUACUGAGCCAGAAUCUCACCAACACAUCAGCAGCCGUGACUGGUACGAUUGCGCGGCUGGGUCUCCGGAAUGCGAGCAAUUGCCAUCUGCUCGUAAGAAAGCUCGCGAGGACCUUUUUGCUGCCUUGUCUCGUCGUUUGGAGUCUCGUCCCCCUCCUCAGUACAUUGUUAUGCCUGAUCCUCCUUUCCCUUGGAUGAGAAGAUGA
This is a messenger RNA of Trichophyton benhamiae CBS 112371, 972 nucleotides long. RefSeq lists its product as uncharacterized. Bases 1 to 972 code for a protein of 323 amino acids. Lineage: Eukaryota; Fungi; Ascomycota; Eurotiomycetes; Onygenales; Arthrodermataceae. The transcript has a single exon. The record is from RefSeq and is a predicted model, not a curated record.